Messenger RNA from Colletotrichum gloeosporioides, 1425 nucleotides. RefSeq names its product Trichothecene 3-O-acetyltransferase. Lineage: Eukaryota; Fungi; Ascomycota; Sordariomycetes; Glomerellales; Glomerellaceae. The coding region runs from base 1 to 1425 and encodes 474 amino acids. The transcript has a single exon. The record is from RefSeq and is a predicted model, not a curated record.
AUGGGGUCUGUGCCGGACGUCCACCUUCUCUCGGGGAUCCCCCAACUUACGCCCUUGGAGCAGAUCAGUCCCAGGGGGUGGGUCCGUUAUCUGUUUCCAUUCCAACUCCCACAGGACUAUGAUCCUGAAGCCAUCACGGACAUCUUUCGCAGAAGCCUGCAAGCCACCAAGGAUCGCUUCCCGACGUUGGCGUGCGAGGCUGUUCCUGAUCCUGACGCAAAACAAGCCAACGCACUCAAACUUCAAAAGAUCACCGACCACGAGAUAGAGCCCGUCAUCAUCAAUGAUUUGCGCCAUUCGGAAACAUUCACAGCCUCGUUUGAGGAGCUCAAGGCUAAGCAUUUCCCAGUCUCGAGCUUCUCAGCUGAAGUUUUCACCCGCUGCCCCAUUUGGCCCGCCCCUGGACAGCGGGUGCCCAUUACAAUUGUGCAAGCCAACUUUAUCCGAGGUGGCUUGAUACUCAACUGGAAUCUAUUUCACCUUGUUGGUGACGGCCAAGCAUUCUACAACUGGAUUCGCAUCUGGGCUGAGGAGACUCGCCGAGCUCAAAGACUUAAAAUCUUGGAUCCCGUUCGGUAUCCUGACCGCAUCUACACGGACCGCCAAAUUGCACACGACUCGCCACAGAUUCUUCCCAAAGGCAAGGCCGGCCGUCUCGAGGACCAUCCCGAGUACACCAUUGUCACGGAUCCUGCAACGCAGCUGGCUAAGAUCGCGACAACGGAUGGUCACGUUGGACAGAUUUUUUACCUAUCGAAGGAUUCGCUGGAACGACUGAAGCGGGACGCCCAACCCAAGACGAAUGACGGGUCUUUCGUGUCCACCAACGACGCGCUCUCAGCUUUAAUCUGGCGAAGCAUCAUGGCAGCUCAGUUUGACGUGGCCCAACUGGAUGGAAGCGAAAAUUCUGUUUACAACAUUGCCAUCGAUGGUCGAGGACGAAGCCAGCCGCCGAUUCACUCGGAAGCUAUGGGAAGCUUCCUCGGCUUCAUUCAAGUCGAGCUUCCCAUCAAGAAGAUUCUCGAGACCGACAACAUUGCAGCCCUGUCCCUCUUGAUUCGCAAAGCCAUCAUUGCAAUGGACAAGGAUUUCUCAGGCUCGUUCAUCAACGAUGUCGUCCAGCUGGUGAACAAUCAGAAAGACGUUGGCGCUCUAAUCCCAACGUCAUUUCUGGAUGUGCCUGGCCAAAACUGCGCGCAGACGUCGUGGGAAAAGUUCAAGAUGUACGAUCUUGAUUGGGGCCACGCUCUGGGUGGCAAGAUUGCGGCUAUCCGCUCACCUAGCUGUGGUAUCCUUAACGGCAUGCAGAUCAUGUAUCCUCAACACCCCGAUGGUGGCCGGGAGAUGCUAGUAGGUAUUUAUGAGGAUUGCUUGGAGAAGCUUUGCAACGAUCCGAUCUGGACUAGAUAUGCCGAGCGUCGAUAG